AUGAUGACGAACUGGCUACCGGAAACGCCAUCCACGUUGCCACGGUAUGCGCACACAAUGAUCGGUGUCGGCGGUCUUGUGAUCGAUACAGAGGAUCGGGUUCUGUUGAUGAGGGAGCGGCGAGGGGUGUACCUAGGUUGGAAAUAUCCUGGCGGACUUUCAGAUCCGGGAGAGAGCAUAUUUGAUACAGCUACUCGUGAAGUACUCGAAGAAACUGGAGUAAAGGCAUUAGGAAAAGCCAUUCUGUGCUUUAGACAAAUUGCUAGAUCUCAAUAUGAAGAAUGUUGGCGAUAUUUAUUUUGUCUGCGUCAUGGAAGUUGUUGA
Molecule: messenger RNA, 324 nt
Organism: Cooperia oncophora
Lineage: Eukaryota; Metazoa; Nematoda; Chromadorea; Rhabditida; Trichostrongylidae
Source: the annotation of a GenBank genome assembly